AUAUAUAUAUUAUAUACAUAUAUAUCUGUAGUGCAUUGUGUAUAAUAAUUACACAUACAUUACACCCAAUCUGUGCUAUAUUUUCUCCACCUACCAAAGUGUGUAUAGUGAAUUAAUAUUGUUUUACAAUGGGAAAAGACCAGGAUUUAACCAACGCUAUUAAAAACCAGGAUAUUUCAACUAUCCAGAAAAUCUUAACCAAGGCUGUGAGGCCGGUUAAAAACAAUGGCAACAAAAUGCGGACUUUGGAGAGGAAAUCCUUAGAACUUAUCAACUCGAAAGCAAAAUUCAACGUUAAUUAUCAAGAUGCAGAUGGAGUAUCAUAUCUACAUCAUGCUGCACUUAUGGGCAACACGGAGGUUUUAAACCUACUCCUGCAAACUGGAAUUGAUGUCACUCUUAAAGACAACAAAGGUAUGAUAGCAUUACACUAUGCUGCUUGGCAGGGUAAAGUUGAACCAGUGCGACUCUUACUUGAACAUGGCUCUCCUGUUGACGAGAAAGCCGAUGACGGUGGUACGGCGCUCCAUCUUGCCUCUCAACAUGGUCAUUAUGAUGUGGUGAACAUGUUAUUGGUGCAACAUGCUGACCCACGCAUUGUAAAUAACGCACAUCGUACACCAAUAGACUCAGCCUGUGAAUUCGGUCGAUUUCGGGUGGUGGAACUCCUUAUAAAAAGCAGUCAAUGUCAAGAACUUUUGAAGGACCAGGCAGACGACAUGGUUGAUAAUGAACAUACCACUUGCCUCCAUUUAGCUGCCAGGAACGGACACACAGAUAUCGUAAAACUUCUCAUUCAAAAUGGUGUUAACAUAAACCGCUGUACCCUGCAGGGAACUUGUCUACAUGCUGCUGCACUCUUUGGAAAAAUCGAUGUUGUUCGCCUACUUCUUGAAUGUGGUGCCGAUGUCAACCAAUCUAACUCCUAUGAUCAGACAGCCCUUGACAUCGUCAAUCGGUUCACCACGGUACGAGCUGCUAAGGAAUUGAAAGCUUUGUUGAAAGAAGCAAGUUUUGCUGUGAAGGCUCGUGCCAUUAAAGAACACUCAAACCAGUAUGACAUCCACGGACUUGCUUUCAAGGAAGGGGAAUAUAUUAAGGUGCUCGAACAGAAAGCCGACGGAAUAUGGAAAGGAUGUGUAAUUCAUAAUGACAGGAUGUCCAAGCCUGGCUAUUUCCCUGCUGACCAUGUAGUUUUAGUGGACAGUCAAUCUCACUCGUCAUCACACAAUCAUAUCAACACCAAGACUCCCCCGCUGGUUCCUGCUACCGGCAUUCAAGUGCCUGAUCUUCUCAAUCGCAACAGUUUGGCUUACGGGACCACAAAACGAACCACAUCAGAUGGGAGUGGAAGUGAUGAUACGUAUCCCUUUCCUCCACCCCCACCAUCACCCAGCGCCAUGACAUCCAAUCAGUCACAUGAUAAUGUAUUCAUCGACACAAACCAUAUCUCCUCCCCACCAUCUUGUACAGGAAAUGUGCCUUGUCAGCCGAUCCAAGCUCGAGUGAUUGUCAAUAACCAACCGGUUAGUGACCAUGUCGGAGACUGGCCAAAUUUGCAACAUAACCACUUCAACGGGGACAUAAGAACAACGACAAAAGACAGUCCAAUAAAUAGUAACCGCAACUCUUCAGCGUCCACUGAUAGUGGGCGUGGAGUCAGUACAGUACAGCUGGACACUGCUGUACCAAUUAAGAAUCACCACAAUUUUGUAAACAUCCAAAUCAAAGCACAGCAUCGAUUAUCAGGGCAGAGUUACGAGUCGGGUGUCUCGUCUCGUCAAAGUUAUCACAGUACGUCGAGCUCAAGCGUAGGUAGUCUUGAUCAACUUGAAGAGGGCAGGUACUCAAGCCAAGCCAACGUGGCGGACCUUUUCAAAACUGGCCUUUCAGAUUCGGAGAUUCUUCUAACUUGGUUAAGAGAUCUUCGUUUUGAAGGCUAUUACGAUAAUUUUGUAUCGGCAGGUUACGACAUGCCGACUAUAUCUCGAAUGACGCCGGAGGAUCUCACGGCCAUUGGGAUCACCAAGCCAAGUCAUCGGAAACGGUUGAAAGCUGAUAUAUCUCGUAUGAACAUCUACGAUGGUAUUCCUGACUACAAACCUAACGAUCUACUGCAGUGGUUAAAACUGCUGAAUCUGGAUUACUACCAUGAUACAUUGCUAAGUCAGGGUUAUACCACAAUCGACCAGGUUACCGAGAUUACUUGGGAAGAUCUUGAAGAGAUUGGUAUUAAACUCUUAGGCCAUCAGAAAAAGAUCAUCCUGGCCAUUGACCGCCUAAAACGAAUUAUGGCUGGUACUAAGCGCUUGUCUUCUUUAGAGCAAAGGUCACCCUACAUUGAGCCUUUAGAACCUCCUGCAAUGAAUAUGUCGGGCCAGUGGUCACUCGACACGGGUAGCAACAGUUCUUCGGACACUACCCUGACCUUGACUCGUCCU
Messenger RNA from Octopus bimaculoides (California two-spot octopus), 2441 nucleotides. RefSeq lists its product as uncharacterized. Gene Ontology annotation, molecular function: protein binding. The record is from RefSeq and is a predicted model, not a curated record. Lineage: Eukaryota; Metazoa; Mollusca; Cephalopoda; Octopoda; Octopodidae.